CUUUAGUAUUCCCGCAUCCGUUCGAGCGCGCAUACUAGUGUAAAAAUCGGCCCCCGGAAUAUUUUGGAAUCCGGAGAAGCGACUGUGUUUUUGAUCUCCACGUCUGGUCUGAUAGAUUGCUAAUUUAGGGUUUACAGAGUAGACUCCAGAGAUAGGUUGGAGACAGUAUUUUUCUGAUUGUUAAUGGACUGCUACGGUCAGUUUAAGGUAAGUCCUCUCGUUGACGCACUGCCGGUGGCGACGAGGGGCAGAAGCGCCUCUCUUUUUGCUCGCACGAGCUGCUCCCAAAAGCUCGGUCUUCCACCUCCUUUAUAUUCCCAGGGAAUAUUUAGAUUCUGUCGAAGAAACAACUUUUCCAAUCAUAGAUUACCAUCACUGGCUACACUGGCAAGGGUUGAGUCUAAUGAGUCCGACUAUAGAAGUUUGGGCACUCCUCUUGAACUAUGCACACCCGAGGGUAAAUUCUUGUGUGAUAUAUUGAAGAAUCAGCCCCAUAUUUUUCAAGCUGCUGCACAAAAACAGCUGGAGGAAUUGGCUUUUGAGAGAGAGAGUGCAUUUGCUCGAUGGGAAAUUAGUCAAGGUUCCUCUGAGUCCAGUCUUCAUGGGAGGAUUGCAGAAAUGAAAGAAAUUAAGUGCCAGCAUGCAGCUGAGGAGGUCAUGUACAUGCUAAUUGUGCACAGCUUCUCAAAAAUCAACGUCCCCAUGGUCCCCAACUUAUCUAAAUGCAUGACUAACGGUAAGCUUGACAUAUGGUCAUCAAAGGACCAAGAACUGGGAUCAAUACAUGGAAUGGAGCUUUUGGAAAUGGUGAGAGAACACCUCUCAAACAUUCUCAGAUUGCAGGGAAAAUGUGAUUCCACAGGCAACUGGACUACAAUUAAGAUUGAGAGGCUACAGCUUGGCCGGCUUUAUGCUGCUUCCAUAAUGUAUGGGUACUUCCUGAAAUCCGUCAGCCUGAGAUACUCUCUGGAACUCGGUCUUUCUUCAAACAAUGAAGACCUUCUUUGGGAUCAAAUGAUCCAUACAUCACGGCCUCAUUGGCCAAAGCUGGGGCAGAAGAAUGUUGUGACUCUAGGUUGCUCUGUUAACAAAGCUGCUUCCUUGUAUGCUGCUGCACAGAGGGGUAAUGCUGAUAAGCUCAGAGGCUACAUGAUGGGAUUCAAUUCAGCCACAUUAAAACUAUGCUCGAAAUUGAGAUCUUUUGAGGCUGCUAAUCUAAUUGAGAACCAUAGCUGGGCUCUGUUUGGAAAUCCAGACACAAGUUCCCUUGACAAGGAUGAGGUGGUUGUUAUUUUGGUUUCAGGGUUGAAGAGAUUGAUACUUGAAGCAGUGGCUUUUGGAACUUUCUUGUGGGAUGUGGAAUGGUAUGUGGACUCCAAGUACAGAUUAAAAGACAACUAAUGACUAAUGCAAGCUAGAGUUUUGUAAAUGUAUGAGAUUCAAUAAAUGUUAGGGGCCGUUUGAUAUUUCGUUGGCCGCAUCUCUUUUGAGAGUAGAUCGCAUGUACAUGUAACUUUUGGAAACAGUUUAGUUGAAUUAUUCGACACAUUUUUGAUGAUAUAUAUUUUUUAAAUAUUGGGAUUAUUAA
Molecule: messenger RNA, 1588 nt
Organism: Dendrobium catenatum
Lineage: Eukaryota; Viridiplantae; Streptophyta; Magnoliopsida; Asparagales; Orchidaceae
Product: UV-B-induced protein At3g17800, chloroplastic
Exons: 3
Coding region: 184-1401 (405 amino acids)
Source: RefSeq, a predicted model, not a curated record